This is a messenger RNA of Bicyclus anynana (squinting bush brown), 853 nucleotides long. RefSeq names its product calcium and integrin-binding protein 1-like. Gene Ontology annotation, molecular function: calcium ion binding. The transcript is spliced from 5 exons. The record is from RefSeq and is a predicted model, not a curated record. NCBI's taxonomy places the organism in Eukaryota, Metazoa, Arthropoda, Insecta, Lepidoptera, Nymphalidae.
UUGUAGUCAAGGGUUAAAAUGUAGAGAAUUAAAAAAAAAUAGCUAUUAGUCCGCUGACGUAUACUGUGAUGAUACGAAUCACUAUUCAGAACAUAAUUUCUACGCAGAGGAUUUCCCGAUCGUUAAUCAGAUAACUGAUAAGAUAUAGGUAAUGUAGUCAUUAAAAAUCUAAUUGCAUUGUUUGUGUCGCCGGUGUCCGAUUAAAAGUGGCGUUUUUUAUUAAAAAAACAAAAACGUAGAAAAAUGGGUAUAUGUGAAAGCAAGCAGUAUCCUGGCUUGACCCAAGAUGUCUUGGAAGAUUACACCUCCCUAACUUAUUUGAGUAAAGGAGAGGUUUUAUAUUUAAUGAAAAAAUUCUAUUCAAUAGACCCGGACAAGAUCGAGAAGGAUUACAAUCAUCGGUUUAAAAAAGAUGUAAUAAUCAAUAAGUUCCAUGUUUUAAAGAACAACCCUUUCCAAGAUCGCUUGUUCCGCGUAUUCUCAUCUUAAAAGGACAACUGUUUUUCCUUCGAAGAUCUCUUGGACCUGUGCUCCGCCAUGAGCCCCGAAUGUCCGCCGGACGUUAAAGCCGCUUGGGCUUUUCAAGUUUUCGAUAUAGAUGAAGACAACCAAAUAUCAACGGCAGAUAUCAGCUCUAUUUUGGACCGCUUGACCUGGGACCCCAACAACCGGACUAAUUAUAUAGAUAAAGAAUCUAAAAUGAAAAUUGCUGACGUGAUACUAAAGGAAGUAAACUUAGACAGAAGCGGCAGUAUUGGCGUGAGCGAAUUCAAAUUAAUAAUCACAAGGAUACCGGAGUUUGCUACUGCAUUUUAUUUUAGACUGUAAUCUUUUGAAUGUUUUCUGAAAUAAA